Molecule: messenger RNA, 1635 nt
Organism: Anopheles merus
Lineage: Eukaryota; Metazoa; Arthropoda; Insecta; Diptera; Culicidae
Product: retinaldehyde-binding protein 1-like
Exons: 2
Coding region: 116-1111 (331 amino acids)
Cellular component (GO): membrane
Molecular function (GO): phosphatidylinositol bisphosphate binding
Source: RefSeq, a predicted model, not a curated record
CCACGGUUCUAGCAACACCAGCGAUUAGAAGGAACCCUCACAGCAUUCUGUGACAGUGUACGCAGCGCGCUCAAAUUGUACCUCGAAAGGUGUUACUUCCCCCCGAAAUCACAUCAUGCACUACGAAGACGUGAUGGACAAACGUCCUCGAGCGUACGCACCGUAUCGGACGACAUUGGACGAGCGUGACUUGGUGCGGGCCGCGGAAGAGCUGCACGAAAACGAGGACACGCGCGAAUCAUCCCUUGCGCUGAUGCGCGAGUUUAUCGCGAAACAUCCGCAAAUCGUACGCUGCCGGACGGAUCCGGUGUUUCUGUUGCGGUUUUUGCGGUACAGGAAGUUUAACGUCAACGAUGCUUGCGCAACGCUGGAAGGCGGGUUGGCGUUUCUGAUGCGCAUGCGCACACUGUACGGUGCGGAGGUGAGCAGCUUCCAUCCCAACGUGCAGCGUAUGGUGGAGCUGGAUGCGAUCGUACCGCUUGGGCAGGACCGACAGCGACGUACGGUCAUACUGGUGCGCGUGGGUGCAAUGGAUCCGAAGGAAACGACCGCACUGCUGCAGAUGAGGCUCGGUGCACUCGUCAUUAACACGUGCCUGGAGUACGAGCGGACACAGGUGCACGGGACGGUAUGGGUGGUGGACUGUUCCGGCAUGACGAUGGCGCACGUCGGGAUGUGGGGCCUGAGCGAGGUGAAGAUGAUGGCCGACUCCAUCAACGAGGUCGUGACGAUGUUCGUGAAGGAGGUGCACAUGGUGAAGGUGCCGAGGAUCACCUGGAUGCUGCUGGACUUGCUGCUGCCCUUGUUGAGUCCGAAAAUAAGGGAUCGAUUCAAGUUCCAUCGCACCGAACAAGAACUACUCAGUGCGAUCGAUCAAACGCUCCUCCCGACGACGUGCGGUGGGCAGCAAAGCUUGAAGCAAGCUACGGACAACUUUCGCAACAUGUUCGAGAAGCAAACGAAAUGGUUCAAGCUCGAGGAACAGUUCCUGAUGGAUCUUUCCAUACCGGCGCCAGGUAGCUCGAGCUCAUCAGCACGCACCGCCCAGCGGAACGAAUUCCCCGGCGAGGAGUCGAUGGUUGGAAGCUUCCGGAAGUUGACCGUCGAUUGAGCUCGACCACCGCCGGAGGGUUCGGGUGUUCGGUCUUCCAAUCCGGUUCCGUAGCAUUCCGGAGAACCAGAUGGUCGUCAUUGGUGCACGGUACGGUGAAGAAUCUACUACCAAAGAGUAAGUCAAUUAGCAGCAACAGCAGCAGCAGCACGACCCUUAGAACCGGGCCGGUGUCAUAACGUGGGCGUGCGCUCGGGACGGUCAGAGUUUACAUCUUAGAUAAUUGCGAUCGAUAUACCUGAUCGCAGUAGUGUGAAGGUGUGUUUGCGUGCCGUUGCGUGCCGUAUAAGUUGAUAAGUUGCAUUCUAGCGUUGUAUUUUUGUUGUUCUGUUCACAAGGAAGUGGCAAUUGUAACAAUUUUUAGACAAUAAGAAAUGAACGUUCACACUUCAAAUGUUGAUGCACCUUAGCGCUAGGGCUUGUUAGAUUGUAAGCAUUGCUUUCCGCAUGGUGAUUGUAAACACUUUCUUCAAUUAGCAUCGAUAACAGACAAUAAACGAUUAAUUGCAUUCCGAUAGUGAAUG